UUACACUAUACAUGCUAACAUUUGCGCCGGCCAUUAUUCAUAGAACACAACGCCGCUUGUGAACUUAACAAAAGGGCCGAUAAUUUGUUAAGUACAAGUUUAAACUAAAAAAUAGUGCUCUACGUUAAAUAGUUAACAGUGAAUCUCCUUUAAUUUAAAUUUAAUAUUCAAGAAUUAGCACAAUGAGCGACGAGAAAAAGGGUAACGAAGCUGAACAGAUCAACGUGAAAGUUUUGGGACAAGACAAUACUGUUGUACAAUUUAAAAUCAAGAAACACACACCUCUUAGGAAACUUAUGAAUGUAUACUGUGACCGUGCUGGUUUGAGCAUGGGUGUUGUGCGUUUUCGAUUUGAUGGUAACCCAAUAAAUGAGACAGAUACUCCUACUUCGUUGGAAAUGGAAGAAGGAGACACAAUUGAAGUAUAUCAACAGCAGACUGGUGGUACAUAUUGUUAAGAUUAUUUCUAAUACAUGUUCCUGUUAAAUGUAGCAUCGGUGCACCAUGCACACUGCUGCUCUAACAAGAACAACAACACAAUAUGUAAAAAAGAAUAACAUAUAAGUAACUUUACUUU
Molecule: messenger RNA, 577 nt
Organism: Agrilus planipennis (emerald ash borer)
Lineage: Eukaryota; Metazoa; Arthropoda; Insecta; Coleoptera; Buprestidae
Gene: Sumo
Product: small ubiquitin-related modifier 2
Exons: 3
Coding region: 183-458 (91 amino acids)
Biological process (GO): protein sumoylation
Cellular component (GO): nucleus
Molecular function (GO): protein tag activity; ubiquitin-like protein ligase binding
Source: RefSeq, a predicted model, not a curated record